AUGAUAGAUCUCAAGGAGAUGGCAUCUCACUGUAGCUCCCGAAUGACGCCGAGAAAGAAGCUCCUUCACAAAUCCAUUUCCUAUGAAUCGGCUUGCGGGGCUGAAAGCAACAUGCUCUUACAGCUGUCCUAUCCGUCCCAACGAAUCGACUUUUUCCUCCAGCUAUUUCAGAAACAAGACGAAAUCAAAGAGAUUGUCGCUCGUCACAUGGGACUAAGGUCUGAUCAAGCCUGUCAAUUAGGCGACUUCUCGGAAUGGAGGCAUGGGACGUUCAACGUCUGUAUUCCAGUGUAUAUACGAAACUGGAAUCGCCGUCCAAGGAAUCGCGUCAUGAUUCGAUUCCCACUCCCAUACAAGUUAGGAGAAUCAUCGAACCCUGGAAACACGGAUGAGAAGGUGCGUUCCGAAGUAGCAACGUAUAUCUGGAUGCAACAAAACUGCCCGGAAAUACCAACCCCGUACCUAUGGGGCUUCGGAAUUGGUAAGAACCUACAUUUCACCGCGUGUGAAAAUGCUCCAUGGUAUUUGCGAUGCCUCUCAGCCAUCCAGAACACCCUACGACUGCUAUUUCGACAACCGACCCGCUCUCCCUACAUUCGUCGUAAAGGACCCGACUGUCCAUUUCCGGUUGGCUAUUUACUGAUGGAUUUUGUCGAAGAGGAGGAAGGCCGUAUGCUUUCAACCACGUGGGAUACACUUUCUAGUGACUCGACGCGAAAGGCGAAUUUCUUUCGAGAUUUAUCCCAGAUCUGGUUAUCUUUGACCAGAAGGCCAUUGCCUCACAUAGGCUCGUGGAUGAUAGACGACCAAGGCGUGGUGAGUCUUGCUAAUCGACCAUUAUCGAUCAUCAUUCCCGAAGCAGAAAACGACAGUUGCCCACCUGUCAUGAACCGCAGCUGCAUUUACAGUACGGUCGAGCCAUAUGUUCUUGACCUGUUGGAAUAUCACGACAAUCGAAUUCGAUACCAGCCCAAUUCCGUCAUCUCAAAGGACGAUGCCGUUGAUCAAAUGGAAGCCUUGACUCUGAUGCGCGCUUGUUUUCCUGAUUUUGUCAAUCGCCAUUCACGUUCUGGGCCGUUUUAUUUGACUCUCACGGACCUCCAUCAAAGCAAUAUCUUUGUCGAUGACGAUUGGCAUAUCAAAUUCAUCAUCGACCUAGAAUGGGCCUGUUCCAGACCGAUCGAGAUGCUGAGGCCCCCUUUAUGGCUGACCGGUCAGGCAAUCGACUGUUUGGUGGAGGAAAAAUUGACAGAUCUCAAGCUCGCGCUCGACGAGUUUUUCCUCAUCUUAGAAGAGGAGGAGAAGCGAUCGUGGCCUCCUUGCUCCUUUUCAGUCGCCAAUUGUUUUCGCGAGAACUGGGCAACGGGCCGCAUCUGGUAUUUCCGGGCCUUGGAUUCCUUGACGGGCCUGUAUGGCGUCUUCUUGAAUCAUAUUGAGCCGAUAUUUGCAUCCGACAUUACAAAAACUGCAGCUCGUUACUGGCAUCCGGACGCCGAGAACAUUGUCAGAAGAAGGGUUGAGGACAAGCUUGAGUAUGAUCGACGAUUACGGCAAGCUUUUGAACAAGAUUCAAAGUCGGAGGGCUGA
Exophiala dermatitidis NIH/UT8656 is the source of this 1587-nucleotide messenger RNA. RefSeq lists its product as uncharacterized. Lineage: Eukaryota; Fungi; Ascomycota; Eurotiomycetes; Chaetothyriales; Herpotrichiellaceae. The record is from RefSeq and is a predicted model, not a curated record. The transcript is spliced from 2 exons. Bases 1 to 1587 code for a protein of 528 amino acids.